Messenger RNA from Carassius carassius (crucian carp), 5419 nucleotides. Its product is annotated as arf-GAP with Rho-GAP domain, ANK repeat and PH domain-containing protein 1-like. Lineage: Eukaryota; Metazoa; Chordata; Actinopteri; Cypriniformes; Cyprinidae. The record is from RefSeq and is a predicted model, not a curated record. Bases 288 to 4835 code for a protein of 1515 amino acids. The transcript is spliced from 34 exons. Gene Ontology annotation, biological process: signal transduction; positive regulation of GTPase activity. Gene Ontology annotation, molecular function: protein binding; GTPase activator activity; phosphatidylinositol-3,4,5-trisphosphate binding.
CGCGUUGCGUCAAACAAGUCGCUUGCUGUGGAGUUUCAGCAGCUCAUGUGACGCGCCGCCUACGCAAUUUACUUACAGACUUUUCUGAGUGUUUCAGAGGGAUCUGGAGCGAACUGGCGUUGAGAAACACACCACCCUCCGCGAAGAACAACAACAACCGGAGCGACAAAACCCGCUGAAGUUGUGCCUCAGACGCGUCUACGUUCUGUUCUGGCGAUGGUUCCCUGACUUCGUCGCGUAGAAAAGAAGUCCUGCAGCAUUCGCGAGGAUCCGGCGGCGUUCCGGUCAUGUCCUUGAUCCGGCCGGAGAGUUCUCUGUCUGUGGCUGAGUGGCUGAACGCCCUCCGGCUCGACCAGUACUGCUCCGUCUUCCAGGAGGCGGGGCUUGGAACGCUGUGGGAGUGUCAUGAUCUAAGCUCCGCCCAGCUUCAGCGAAUGGGCGUGGCUCUGCCCGGCCACAGGAAGCGGAUCCUCGGCAGCCUGCACAAGCUCCUCCCCUCGGCGGGGGGGAUGGAGGAGGACGAGGAGCGAGAGGAGGAGAGGCCCGUCGCCCGAGAAAGAACCAAAUUCAGAAAGACUGCAGACGACGGGACGAUGGAAAACAGCGACGCAGGUAGACGUCGACCUCCCAUCCCGCCUCGGGUCAUGCCCAAUCGACCCCCCGUUCCCUUCACGCCCGGGUCGGUAACAAUGGCGAGCGCUCCUGAGCCUAUCAGCAUCCCCGAACAAAAGGAAACGUCCACACCUGCCGGACGAACCAAGCCCAUCCCAACUCCGAGGCCACGCCCAGAACACCUGUCUCUUAAAGGGCCGGCGCAGCAGCUCCAGACGAGCGAGAGGAAACCGUCUCCUGUGUCUCCCUCUUCAUCCUCCUCCUCAUCGGAGUGCUUCCACCUGUACGAACAGUGUUCAUCUCCCGCUCAGGGAGAAGCGGGGAUUCCUCCUCUUCCUCCUAAGAGCUAUGCGGUGGGCGUGUCUAAAGAGCCCAGAGACGUCCCGUACAUGCCCCCCGUUCCACCGCCUCGGGUCUCCUGCGGCACGACUGCGAGUCCCAUGAGCACAUCAUCCGGAAGCCCGCCCACAUUCAGCUCUCCUGCAGAUGAUCCCUUCGACACGGAUCGAGUCCCAGACGUCCCGCCGCGAAAGAUCAGACCUCCGAAGGAGAGCUCAGAGAGAGACGUCAGAAACCAGUUGGAUUCGGAUGAAAGUUCAGAUGAAUAUGAUGAGUGCGAGCCCAGCGGAGACGCUAAACUCAUAGACAUGGCCAGCAAGAUGUCCUUGGUGGUUCCCAAGGCAAGGAAAGCCCGUUACAGCAGCCUGUGCAGCGACGACGAGCUGCUGGAGGACGACACCAACUGUUACGAAUCAGUGUCUGAGAAACGGAGUUCAUGGAUCGAAGAUUUCGGUUCGAUCUCUGGCUCUCAGAACAGCAUCUACCUGCCGAACACAGGUCAUGUUAGUGCUCCGCCCCCUCGGGAAGACCCCGCCUCCACCAGCGUCCCUGUGAUUAAAAUGGGCUGGCUGUACAAGAAUCCUCCUCAGGGGUCUCUGAUCUACCAGCACCGCUGGGUCAAACUGGAUGCUGAAUACCUGAGAUACUUCGACACUGAGAAGGACGUCUACUCUAAGAGGAUCAUCCCAACACUGUCCAUCACCAGUGUGGUCAACGUUGGAGAGCAGAAGUUUGAAGUGGUGACGCACAAUCGCACUUUCCUGUUUCGAGCCGAGAGCGACUUGGAGCGGAGCGAGUGGGUGACGGUGUUAAAGAGCUGUGUGGGGGUCUCCCACGCUCGCACCAGUCUGGACGUGACCUUUAACCCCUGCGUGAGCUACGAGAUGAAGGGUUACCUGGAGCUGCGCGGCCUGCGCUCCAAACUCUACACCGUGGUGUGUGCAGAUAAAGUCUUCCUCUACAAGAACACUGAGGAUUAUCGUCUGGGGAUCGGCAUCACCUCGAUUGAUAUGAAUGUUGGUAAUGUGAAGGAAGUGGAUCGGAGAGCGUUCGAUCUGACCACACCUUAUCGUAUAUUCAGUUUUGUAGCAGAUACGGAUCAGCUGAAGGAUCAGUGGGUGGAGGCCAUGCGUAACUCUAUCGCAGAGGCCUUGUCCAAUUACGAAGUGGCUGAACGGAUCUGGGCGGAGCCGUCCAAUCAGAUGUGUGCUGACUGCAGCGCUGCCAAACCUGAGUGGGCCGCCAUCAACCUGUGCGUGGUUUUCUGCAAGCGAUGUGCAGGAGAGCAUCGUGGUCUCGGUCAGAGCAUAUCUAAAGUGCGCAGUCUCAAAAUGGACAAGAAGGUCUGGACUGAUGAUCUCAUCCAGCUGUUUCUUGCUCUAGGAAACGAACGAGCCAAUCAGUUUUGGGCGGCAAACGUCCCGCCCAGCGAGGCUUUGACCCUGAACAGCAGCAGCGAGGAGCGACGCCGCUUCAUCGCAGCAAAAUACCGCGAGGGGAAAUACCGCCGAUAUCACCCGCUGUUCGGCAACCAGAGAGAGCUCAACAACGCGCUGUGCAUUAACGUCCAGUCGAGCGAUGUGUGUGAGACGCUGGCGCUGGUGUUCUGCGGCGCUGAUGUGAGCUGUGACACCGGUGACCCCGAGCUGACCUCCCCGAUCGCUCUGGCACAACACCACGGACAGAACCUGCAGCUGGAGUUCCUCAUGCAGAACCGCAACACAGAGCUCCCGAGGUCAGAGGUGAAGGUUGCUAUAGACCGGGUGCACUACAUGGCCCCGCCCUCGGUCACGCAUAACGGGUUUCUAUUUAAGACCGCCUCUAUGGCUCGACCAAUCACAGAGAAGAAGGGAAAAGAAGACUUCAGUCGGCGCUGGUGUGUGCUGAAUGAUGGGAAUUUUAGCUAUUAUGAAAGUGACAAAAACGCUACGCCGAACGGAGGACUGAAGAUGAAGGAGAUCGUCUGUCUGGCUGUCAGCCCUCCUGAGACUCAUGGGUACGAUCACACGUUUGAGCUGUACUCGGAGGCCGAGCGCUUGUAUCUGUUCGGCACUGAUAAUCCCGAGACCAUGCGCGAGUGGGUCAAAUCCAUAGCAAAGUCGUUCAUUCCUGCGGCCGCGGAGGAUCUGUUACUGAAGGACUUCGAGCGCAUCGGCCGGCUGCGUUAUAAAGACAGACUGAACCGGGAGAUGUCCAGACUGGGCUGGUUCUGUCUGGUGGGGUCCAGCCUGCACAUCCGGCUGGAGGAGCACGCCGCAGACGAGACCAUCGACCUGCAGAAGCUCCAGGAGCUCUCGAUCCAGCCGGAGAACGAGGUUCUGGUUCUGGUGGAACGAGGCAGAACGCUGUACAUCGAGGGCGAGAGGAAGCUGGACUUCCAGGGCUGGGCGGCUGCCAUCCAGAGGGCUGCUGGGAGUUCUGGAGACACACUGAGUCAGCAGCAGCUGACGGAGGCCGAUAUUCCCGUGAUCGUGGAGCGCUGCAUUCACUUCACCACUCAAUACGGUCUGACCUCAGAGGGAAUCUAUCGUAAGAGUGGUGUGAACAGUAAGAUCGCCGCCCUGCUGGAGGAGUUCAGACGCGACGCCAGGUGUGUUUGGCUGAAGGAAGGGGAACAUCAGGUGGAUGACGUCUCUAACGUCCUCAAGCGCUUCUUCAGAGACAUCGAGGAGGGAUUGUUUGGCCUGGAUGCACACAGCUGGCUCAGCGCUACAGCUUUCACAGAUGAGAGCAGUCGUAUCUGUCAGUAUCGUCUUCUGUUCAGUAAUCUUCCCCGAGUCAACCAGGCCACACUACGAGCGCUAGUUAAUCAUUUAUACUGCGUCCAGCGGUUUGCGGAUCUCAAUCAGAUGAAUCUUCACAAUCUGGCCAUCGUGUUCGGCCCGACUCUCUUCCAGGCGGACGGGAAGGACUACAGCGCCGGACGGGUCAUCGAGGAUCUCAUCCAACACUACGUCACUAUAUUCGCUGUGAACGAGCUGCAGCUGAAGAAGCAGUUAGAUGAGAUCACAUACAUCAUAAAGCUCAGAGACAACCUUGCGCCUAAAGCAGGAACGGGCAGUGGUGAUUUUAUCUGUACGGUUUACCUGGAGGAGAAGAAGGACACCGCUGAACAGCAUGUGAAGAUUCCCGCCACGAUGACGGCCGCAGAACUGACCUUCGAGAUCCUGGACAGACGGAAAAUCAGCGUUAAGGAGAAAGACUACUGGUGCUGCUUCGAGGUGAACGAGAAAGAGGAGAUGGAGCGGCCGCUGCACUACCAGGAGAAAGUGCUGCCCAUCUUUCAUUCCCUGGGCACAGACAGUCACCUUCUGGUCAAGAAGCACUUCUCCAUGGAGGCCAUGCUGGUCUAUCUGGCCAGUAAAGUGGAGGUGUCUAAACACGGUAUGAUGAAGUUCAGAGAAGAGAGGAGUCUGCUGGGGUUGAGCACGGGAAGCUUCAAUGACCGAUACUUCAUCCUGACCAACACCUCGCUCAGACUCUAUAAAGAAGUCCGGAGUAAUCGUGCCGAGAGAGAGUGGCCCGUCAAGUGUCUGAAAGUCUAUCAUGGCAUUAAAAAGAAGCUCCGUCCGCCGACAUGCUGGGGUCUCACAGUCAUCUAUGAGAGUGAGAAACAGGAGAAGCAGGAGAGACAGCAGUGGUGUCUCUGCUGUGACACACAGAAUGAAAUGAGGGAGUGGUUUGCUACGUUCAUGAGCGUACAGAACGGAGGUCGUGUUUGGCCGGCGGAGUGGUUGAAGUCUCGUGCGGCGAGUCGCUCUGUGCCGCUGGACGCUCGCUUCGGUAACGUGUCUCUGAUUCCUCUGCGGGGCAGUGAGAACGAGAUGAGGAAUAGUGUCGCCGCUUUCACAGCUGAUCCACUCGCUCUGUUCAGAAAUGUUUGACGGAGUGAACGGUGUUCAGUUUUAGGAUCUGAAGGUGUGUGUGUGUCCGUCUCAUCAGCAGCCGUGGAUCGCUCUGAUCUGGAUCAGCACCUGAGUGUUUGGAUCUUCUCACGCACUUUGACCUUCACAGAGGUGACCUCACAGCACACUGGUCCAAUCCAUCACUGUUUCCUGAGACGUCAAACUUGAUGGGUCACAUGAUGCUGAAAGGCGGGAUGGAUUUUUGUUUCAUGUAUUUUUUUAACAUUCACUGGACUGCGGCGUCACACGAGGGACGUUUAAUGUCCGUCUGACCGGUCUGAACACUCGAGGCUUCGCUCGGACCAAACAGACCCUCACACUUUACAGACUUUAUAAAUUAUUUGAGAUGCAUUCCUGUUUUAAUGUCAAUCCAAUGGAAACGAAUCACAUCAAGAACUUUUAAGGUCACGGAUUAGUCCUGUGUGUGUGUGUGUGUGUGUGUGUGUGUGUGUGUGUGUGUGUGAAAUGGUGCUUUUACGUCAUGGCAGAAUACAAUAAUAAUUAUAAUUUGUGUUUGUCUGUCUUUGUCUUUUUAUUUUAAGUAUUUUACACACACACACAUA